GCUUAUUCUCCACAAAACUUCGAAUUGUGAAAUCAACGCCAGUCAGAAAUUCCGGUGCCCUACCCGACCCGAAAAUGGCGUCACUCGACUCCGACGUGAACAUGGUCCCCGCCGGCGAAGGAUCCUCCGGCGCAGGGCCCUCCAGCGCCAAUCCGUCGUCCUCCACCAAGAAAGCGAAGCGAUUCGAGAUCAAGAAGUGGAACGCCGUCGCUCUGUGGGCUUGGGACAUCGUGGUCGAUAACUGUGCUAUUUGCAGGAACCAUAUCAUGGAUCUGUGCAUUGAGUGUCAGGCUAAUCAGGCUAGUGCCACAAGUGAGGAAUGCACGGUUGCUUGGGGUGUCUGCAAUCACGCCUUCCAUUUCCACUGCAUUAGCAGAUGGCUCAAGACACGUCAAGUCUGUCCUCUAGAUAACAGCGAGUGGGAGUUCCAAAAGUACGGGCACUAGAAGUUUCCACUUGGCCUGAACUGAAGUAUUUUCACUUUUGUUAAUGAAGAUCGUUAUCUAGUGGUGAAUUUCGGCUAAUAUGUGCUUGGGGUAAUCAUCGUAGAUGAGAUUGGGACCGUACUUCAGUUCUCCAUUACAGCUCAUGUUGAUUUUCUUUUAUUUUGCAGCAGAAUUUUAAAUCAUAUUUUUCGUCAAGGAUGUUGAUUGUAUAAUCGAGUGGUUGAAUCCUUGUGCACGUGAUUCAGAUAAUCUAUAUUUCCUAGUUGAAUUGAAUCUUUUUCAUGGGAUAUUCACUGUUGGCUUGAUAACUUGUGCCGAGUGUUCGAGAGUGUCGGAUAGUUUAUCUUGUUCGGGAAAAUUUCUUAACAAAAAUGGAUCUUGGCUUGUAAAAUCUUAAACUGAUGAUCAAACAACUGAGUUCAAAUUCUUUCAACUGAAGGUUUUGAUGGGGGGAAAAGGGAAAUUUGUGUAUUCAAAUG
Messenger RNA from Striga asiatica, 925 nucleotides. The record is from the annotation of a GenBank genome assembly. NCBI's taxonomy places the organism in Eukaryota, Viridiplantae, Streptophyta, Magnoliopsida, Lamiales, Orobanchaceae.